Molecule: messenger RNA, 7008 nt
Organism: Capra hircus (goat)
Lineage: Eukaryota; Metazoa; Chordata; Mammalia; Artiodactyla; Bovidae
Gene: AUTS2
Product: autism susceptibility candidate 2
Exons: 20
Coding region: 1195-5082 (1295 amino acids)
Source: RefSeq, a predicted model, not a curated record
CGGGCGGGCGGGGGAUGGGGCCGUGCCCGGGCUCCCGCUGCAGCCGCCCGGGGACACGCCGUGCACCCUCCGGCUCGGGGCUCUCGCGGCGGCAUCUGUGGCAGCGUUAGCGGCGGCGGCGAGAGCGGCGUUCCCGGCGCUUCCUGGCCGCGCUUCUCCCUUCAGGCUGGUCGAAGAGAAGAGGCAGCGGCGGCGGCGGCGGCACACCGGCGUCUCUCCCGCUGGAGAUUUCUUUCUGCUUUCCUCGUCGACUGACUGACUGGCCCCCUCCCUUUUUUUGAGGAAGGGUGACCUCUUCUUUGGGACUGGAAAAAAUAUUUUUUUGAGGUGGGGGGAGGUGGGUGGCAGCGUCAGGGGCUGCUGCUUCUCUUCUUUUCAUCUCCCUUUCCUUCCCCCUCCGAGCCCGAAAAGCAAACCCCACAACUGCUCCAGCAUCUUCAUUCCCUUCCUCCACCGCUUCCAGUUUCGCCCUCUCCCCUCCUAAUUAUUUCAUUAUUAUGCUCCCCUCUCUGGGGGGUCUCGUCCCUCUCAGGUCGCUCGGAAGCCUUGGCCUCCCCUGGAUGCAUUUCUUAAAAAUUUUGGAGCCAGGGAGUGAGUUUUCUCUGAGGCGUGUGUGAGAGGCGGCGGGGGUGUUUUCCUGUGCGAGGGGCGGGUGAAGUUCAUUGCCCCCACUUUUCCCGCGACCUUUUUCGGGCCGGAUUUGGAGUCGCGGGGGGCGGGCAGGCGUUUUCGGGGGCCGGGGGGCGCGGCGGAGAAUGGCUGCGGGGAGGGCUCCCCGGAGCCUCCCAGUCUCUUGAUCAAAGCAUUCCGCUAUUCUGAUUUAUUGCCUGCUUGGUGAGUUAUUUUUUUUUUUCCCCCUCUAAAGGAGACCUGUGUGUUCAGCCAUUACUUUGCUCGGCGCUGCUCACAGGAAUCUCCGACCCUCGGUGCUGUGGGCAGCCCCGCACUUGGGCUCCUCGCCUCUCGCCCUCGCUCCCGUCCCUCCUCCCUCUCUCCGCCCCUUCCCCCUUUUCUUUCUCCUCUCUUUCUUCCCCACUCUCCCUUCUUUCGGCCGCCGUCUCCCCCGCGCCCUCCUCGGGGCGGAGGGAAGCCGAGAAGGGGGAGGGAGGGGUUGGUGUCAAUUUUUUUGUGCGGCCGCGGCCGGAGCCUGUGGCGGGCAGGCGGCGAGCGGGGAGACCCCGGCGCGGCAGAGCCAUGGAUGGCCCGACGCGGGGCCAUGGACUCCGCAAAAAGCGGCGGUCGCGGUCACAGCGAGACCGGGAGAGGCGCUCCCGGGGCGGGCUGGGGGCCGGCGCGGCCGGCGGCGGCGGGGCCGGCCGGACCCGGGCGCCCUCGCUCGCUUCGUCGUCGGGCUCCGACAAGGAAGACAAUGGGAAGCCCCCGUCCUCCGCCCCGUCCCGGCCCAGACCCCCGCGGAGGAAGCGGCGAGAGUCCACCUCGGCCGAAGAGGACAUCAUUGAUGGAUUUGCCAUGACCAGCUUUGUCACUUUUGAAGCGCUGGAGAAAGAUGUAGCACUUAAGCCUCAGGAACGCGUGGAGAAACGCCAGACCCCUCUGACCAAGAAGAAACGAGAAGCACUUACCAACGGCCUGUCCUUUCACUCCAAGAAGAGCCGACUCAGCCACCCACACCACUACAGCUCAGACCGAGAAAAUGACCGCAACCUCUGCCAGCACCUCGGGAAGAGAAAGAAAAUGCCGAAGGGGCUCAGACAGCUCAAGCCAGGGCAGAACAGCUGCAGGGACAGUGACAGUGAGAGCGCCAGUGGAGAAUCCAAAGGCUUCCACAGGAGCAGCUCCCGGGAAAGGCUCAGCGACAGUUCAGCUCCUUCCAGCUUGGGAACAGGCUACUUCUGUGACAGCGACAGUGACCAGGAAGAGAAGGCCUCAGAUGCCAGCUCUGAAAAACUCUUCAAUACCGUUAUUGUAAACAAAGAUCCCGAGCUCGGCGUCGGCGUGCUACCCCACCACGAUGGCCACGAUGCGGGGCCCAUUGUCCCCAAGGUAUCGGGUCUAGAGCGGAGCCAGGAGAAGAGCCAGGACUGCGGCAAAGAGCCCCUGUUCGAGCCCGUGGUGCUGAAGGACGCGCGCCCUCAGGUCCCGCCGCCGCCGCCCCAGCCCCAGGCGGAGCCCCCGCCCCGAGCGCCGUCUCCGGACCCCGCGUCGGGGCCGCGCGCCGAGCCCCCGCCGCCCCCACGCCCCGGCGCGCAGCCGCCGCCCGCGCCCCCGGAGGCCCCGCCGCAGCCCGCGCCGCCGCAGGCACCCCGGCCGCCCCGGCCACAGUCCCCGGGGCCGCUGCCGCCCCAGGUCCUCCCGCCCGCACAGGCCCACCCCUCCGCCCAGAGCCUCCCCCAGCCGCUGUCCGCCUACAACAGCAGCAGCCUGAGCCUCAACAGCCUCAGCAGUAGCAGAAGCAGCACUCCAGCGAAGACUCAGCCCGCCCCCCCUCACAUCUCCCACCACCCCUCGGCCUCCCCGUUCCCCCUGUCACUGCCCAACCACAGCCCCCUGCACAGCUUCACGCCCACCCUCCAGCCCCCCGCACACUCGCAUCACCCCAAUAUGUUUGCCCCUCCCACUGCUUUGCCUCCUCCACCACCUCUGACAUCUGGGAGUCUGCAGGUGCCCGGACACCCGGCCGGGAGCACUUACUCAGAGCAAGACAUCUUGCGCCAGGAACUGAACACGCGUUUUUUGGCCUCUCAGAGUGCUGACCGCGGGGCCUCCCUGGGCCCCCCGCCCUACCUGCGGACCGAGUUCCACCAGCACCAGCACCAGCACCAGCACACGCACCAGCACACGCACCAGCACACCUUCACGCCCUUCCCCCACGCGCUCCCGCCCACCGCCAUCAUGCCGACUCCGGCUCCGCCCAUGUUUGACAAAUACCCUACAAAAGUUGACCCAUUCUACCGGCACAGUCUCUUCCAUUCUUAUCCUCCUGCUGUAUCGGGCAUCCCCCCUAUGAUUCCGCCCACCGGCCCUUUUGGGUCACUGCAAGGAGCUUUUCAGCCGAAGACGUCCAACCCGAUCGAUGUUGCCACCCGACCUGGGACGGUCCCCCACACUCUUCUCCAAAAGGACCCGAGGUUGACAGAUCCUUUCAGACCUAUGUUAAGGAAACCAGGGAAGUGGUGCGCGAUGCACGUUCACAUUGCCUGGCAGAUCUACCACCACCAACAGAAAGUCAAGAAGCAGAUGCAGUCGGAUCCACACAAGCUGGACUUUGGCCUGAAGCCUGAGUUCCUGAGCCGUCCUCCGGGUCCCAGCCUCUUUGGAGCCAUCCACCAUCCCCACGACCUGGCGCGGCCUUCAACUUUGUUCUCCGCCGCCGGUGCUGCACACCCAACUGGGACCCCGUUUGGGCCGCCCCCCCAUCACAGCAACUUCCUUAACCCUGCUGCCCACCUCGAGCCUUUUAAUCGGCCGUCUACAUUCACGGGCCUGGCAGCGGUUGGUGGCAACGCCUUCGGGGGACUUGGAAAUCCUUCAGUUACACCCAACUCAGUGUUCGGCCACAAGGAUGGCCCCAGUGUGCAGAGCUUUAGCAGCCCUCACGAGCCCUGGAACCGGCUGCACCGAACGCCUCCGUCGUUCCCGACCCCUCCGCCCUGGCUGAAGCCAGGCGAGCUGGAGCGUAGCGCGCCCACUGCAGCUCAUGACAGAGAUAGAGAUGUAGAUAAACGAGACUCCUCCGUUAGUAAAGAUGACAAAGAAAGGUCCAGUACAAAGCGAGCGAGUCCCGGCUCAGCAGCAGAGUCCACACCCAGCCCCCCCGCGAGCCCUAGUGUCUCCAAACAGAAACCGCUCUCGAAAAGGGAAAGCGUCGAGAAGAGACACUCCAGCCACCCCUCUCCAGCCCCCGUCCUCCCGGUGAGCACCCUGGGACACGGCCGCAGCUCUGGCGAGCAGAUCAGGGGGCAUUUGAGCACCGAGGCUCGCGAGAAAGACAAGUGCAAGGACAGGGAGCGGGAGCACUCGGAAUCGCGCAAGGACCUGGGCGCCGACGAGCACAAGGCGAAGGAGGGCCCCCUGGCCGAGAAGGACGGCCACGGCCACGAGGGCCGCGCCGCGGGCGAGGAGGCCAAGCAGCUGGCCCGGGUGCCGUCACCCUACGCGCGGGCGCCCACGACCGACAGCGCCCGGCCGGGCAGCGCUGCCAGCCGGGACGCCGAGCCGCGCAAGGGCGAGCCGGCCUACGAGAACCCCAAGAAGAGCGCCGAGGUCAAGGUCAAGGAGGAGCGCAAGGAGGACCACGACCUGCCCCCCGAGGCCCCGCCGACCCACCGGUCCGCGGAGCCCCCGCCCCCGCCGCCGCCGCCCAGCUCCUCGGCCGGCGUGCACCCGGGGCCCCUAGCCUCCAUGCCCGUGGCCGUGGGGAUGCCUGGGAUCCACCCCAUGAACAGCAUCAGCGGCCUGGACAGGACUCGCAUGAUGACGCCCUUCAUGGGCCUCAGCCCCAUUCCGGGCGGGGAGCGCUUCCCGUACCCCUCCUUCCACUGGGACCCCAUCCGGGACCCCCUGAGGGACCCCUACCGGGAACUGGACAUUCACCGCAGAGACCCGCUGGGCAGGGACUUCCUGCUGAGGAACGACCCUCUGCACCGGCUCUCGACGCCCCGGCUGUACGAAGCCGACCGCUCCUUCCGGGACCGGGAGCCGCACGACUACAACCACCACCACCACCACCACCACCACCACCCGCUGGCGGUGGACCCGCGGCGGGAGCACGAGCGCGGGGCGCACCUGGACGAGCGCGAGCGCCUGCACGUGCUCCGCGAGGACUACGAGCACCCGCGGCUGCACCCCGUGCAUCCGGCCUCCCUGGACGGCCACCUGCCGCACCCCGGGCUGCUCACGCCGGGGCUGCCGAGCAUGCACUACCCGCGCAUCAGCCCCACGGCGGGCCACCAGAACGGACUGCUCAACAAGACGCCCCCGACGGCAGCGCUGAGCGCACCUCCCCCGCUCAUCUCCACGCUGGGGGGCCGCCCCGUGUCCCCCCGCAGGACUACGCCCCUGUCCGCCGAGAUCAGGGAGCGGCCUCCCUCCCACACGCUGAAGGACAUCGAAGCCCGGUAAGGAGCGGACAGGACGCCCGGCGGGACACAGGGGCCCGCGGGCCGUGCAGCGCCGGACUUGGGCCUGCCCUCCGCGCGCGCUGGCGUCUCCAGUGCGGGUGGGGAGCCCCCAGCGCCUCCCUGUGUAUAAAAAGAAAUUGUGUAUAGACUCGGUGCAGAUUUUGAAAUGUUUUUUGUAUAUUCUCUGUUGAAAUUUUCCAGAUCUUUUAGCCGAUUCAUACGUUCUCAUGUCUCCCCACUCUUUUGGUUUGUCGUAUAAAACUUUUUUUGAUUUGAACCAAAACAGUGAAGAUGACCACACACACCGACGCGGUGAUAAUUGGGGGGUGGGGGGAAGCAGACAAGAGUCCACACCGUCCAUUGUGCAGAGAUCUUUGGGGUGAGAAGGGAAGGCCGUGUACAUAGUUAUGUAAAGAAAAAGGGGGAGGGCGCUUGUUGCUUCAUGAGCUAAUGGUUCAUAUAUGCAAAAGGGUAAGAUGAAAGCUUUACUUUGUACAGAUGUAAAUAGAUAAAGAUUAAGUAACAUAAUACAUUAAUACUUCUUAAAAUGUGCUAUUUGCAGACUUAAUAUCAGCGAGCACAGCCAGCUUUGGCUGUGUUCCCCAUGUAUUGUUCUAGACAGCUAAACCCUUCAACUAUGCAAUGAAUGUUAGGGCUUUUCACAAAAGCCCACCUAACUCAAAGGAGCCUUUUCAAGUCCAUUUACAACAUACUUAAGGUCAUAUUUUCCCUGAACAAGCACUUAACGUGAUAUGACUGUUUUCCUUGCUUGUUUUUUCAGAGAAUAACACCUGAUUUUGCAAAUUGGACCCCCAGGCUGAAACUUUGCAUCUGAAGUUGCUCCUCGUGGGCCUUUGGGUGUGUGUAGGGGUGGGGUGGGGAGAGUGCAGCCCUGGAGAGGUAAACCAAGGCCAUGAACCAACCAACCAGGGCCAGGGAGGAUGGGAGUGGUCAGAUGCCAAAAUCAGGGGACACAAACAGGCCGCCAGCACCUCAUCACCAUCUGUCACGUGAUUUCACACACCCCCUCAUGUGGGAACCAUGCGUUUUUCAGUGCGUCCUGUUUCCUAUCUGUACACCCCUCCUCAUUCUGUAAUGAGAUUCAGUUACACCCAAACAGAUCCUGAAAGAAAGCUUCACGUUUUCUCAGAUGAUGGAUAUGUUUUCACUGUAUUCAAUAACUGAUGAUCAGGAGCACGUUCCCUAGCAUGACUCACUGUGUUCCCAGCGGUAACCAAGUCCAGGAGGAGCCGAAGCAGGUCAGCUCUGUGGGGCCAGGGAGCGUUGCAGAGGGCAAAAGGUAGCAGGCAGAGAGAUGGCCUUGUGUGUGCGUGUGUUUUUGAGUUUUGCAUCAAUCUUACUGUCUCUUCAUGAUACUUUUAUCAUACAGUCAGCCUCUUGUCUACCUAAUUUGGAGAGAAUAUGACUUUACUAGCAGAGAUACAAUAUAUCUUGUCUACUGGACUGUAAAAUAUAUGUAUGAAAUAAAAUUAGUUCCAUUUGGUCUUCUAGUAUAUUAAAGUGCUAUCUGACGUUGUUAUCCUGUUUUUGCAAAAAAAAGUUAACUACAGACCAUUGUUUCUAAUAAGCAGAGAGAUCUAUUUUAGUAGUCAACUGAAGGUUUAGUUGUGAGCUUCAGAUUUUGUGAAUUCCAAAUGUUGUGCAGUGUUUUUUUUUUUUAAGACAACUAAAAAGGAAAAAAAAAUCCAAGGAAUAUGUACACUGGAACCGUAGUGGUAGCUUUCAGUAUUGUAAAGAGAUUGUUCUAUACAGACCUUUUUGCUGUUCCUCCUGUAUGUAAUAAAGUCCUUUCUAGAUCCUAUGUGAAAAGAAACGUGAAGCGACUUGAGUCUUCAGCAUGUUCUCAUCGGCGGAGCCUUCUUGUGUUAUGUAAACUGUGCCAUGUUAUUAAAAAAUGUGAACCAAG